This is a messenger RNA of Hymenoscyphus albidus, 375 nucleotides long. Lineage: Eukaryota; Fungi; Ascomycota; Leotiomycetes; Helotiales; Helotiaceae. The record is from the annotation of a GenBank genome assembly.
AUGGCCGAGGUGUGUCCGAGAGCAGAUGGAAGGUUGACCGUCUGUCUGGUCGGGAGGCAUCCACAUACGGGUUUGAAAGGAGUUGAGUCUAUCUUCGAGGCAUCAGAAUUGAUAAAUGUCUCUGAAAUCCCCCAAUAUUUCCAGAAAGCGCACACCGCAUCCACAUUAUUGAAUACGGGGUUCUCUGGGCAUCCCACUUUUUCUGCUCCCCAUCAAAAAGCGCCAAACUCCGACCACUUUCCCCGCGUUCGCAGCAACGAUGAGCCCCGAAAAAGACCGUCUCGGCCAAUCAUGGAGAGUAAUCUUCAACUUGGCAAAUUCCAAGCAACGAAGCUUCCUUGGAGGAGAGGAAAAGAGGUCGAGACAAAUGCUUAG